Bombina bombina (fire-bellied toad) is the source of this 948-nucleotide messenger RNA. RefSeq names its product olfactory receptor-like protein COR4. The transcript has a single exon. Gene Ontology annotation, biological process: G protein-coupled receptor signaling pathway. Gene Ontology annotation, cellular component: membrane. The coding region runs from base 1 to 948 and encodes 315 amino acids. Gene Ontology annotation, molecular function: olfactory receptor activity; G protein-coupled receptor activity. The record is from RefSeq and is a predicted model, not a curated record. NCBI's taxonomy places the organism in Eukaryota, Metazoa, Chordata, Amphibia, Anura, Bombinatoridae.
AUGUUCUCAUUUAAUCAUUCUGAUGUGAGAGGAUUUACAAUUCAAGGAAUUACUGACAUCCUGGAGCUGCAGUUGCCUCUUUUCUUCUUCCUUCUUCUCUUGUACCUCAUCAUUAUAACGGGGAACAUGACAAUUGUUGCUGCAAUUUCCCAGGAUCGUCACCUCUACACUCCUAUGUACAUAUUGUUAAUGAAUUUAUCAAUAGAUGACAUCUUAUUAACCUCAUCCGUUCUGCCUAGCAUCUUACAUAAUCUAGUCACAGACAGUAAGGACAUGUCAUUUGCAGGGUGUAUAACUCAGAUGUACACCUAUAUAUCCUUCCUUUGCACUGAAGUGCUCCUGUUGGCGGCCAUGGCGUAUGAUCGCUAUGUGGCCAUCUGUCACCCUCUACAUUAUGUUUUACUUAUGAGCCAAAGACACUGCGCAUAUUUUAUUGGGGCCACUUGGUCUGUUGCUUUCUUAUCUCUCACAGGUUAUCCCAUCCUUGUAUCAAAGUUACAUUUUUGUGCAUCCCAUCUUCUAAAGCAUAUUUUUUGUGAUAUGAGUCCAGUGAUGAAGUUGUCAUGUGGGGGUUUAUUUUAUAUUGACAUUUUGAUUUACACUGAAGGGCCGCUACUGGGAUUAGGUCCCUUUUUGUUUACUUUAAUUUCAUAUAUAUAUAUAAUCUCAACUAUUAUUAAAAUACAGUCAUCAGAAGGUAGGAGAAAAGCAUUUUCUACCUGUGCCUCUCACCUCACCUGUGUCAUUUUAUAUUAUGGAACAGUCAUUAGUCUGCAUUUAAGACCCACAUCAAGUUAUUUACCAAGUGUAGACAAAUAUUUUUCACUUAUAAAUGUAAUUCUGGUUCCCAUGUUAAAUCCACUUAUUUACAGCUUUAAAAAUCAGGAGAUUAGAAAUGCUUUAAACAAGAUCAUAUCUGGAAAUAUAUGGGAUGCAAAAGAUUCCUGA